AAAUAUUGCUAAACCAAACAGACCUUAAGGUGCAUUUUCACAUCAAGUUUCAAUGCGUAUUCGCUCGAUUUUUUAACUGUCGAGCGCUACCGCCUCUUCACGCGGAUUCAGCAGCAUCGGGCGCGUUCUGUGACAUAGCUGUAUGGGGGCGCGAUCAGUAUUUUCCUACGGUGCGAAUCCAAAAUGUCAGACAUCGAUAAAUGGAUAGAAAUUGCAAAAGAAUGCAAAUACUUGCCCGAGAAUGAUCUCAAGAAAUUGUGUGACAUGGUAUGUGAUCUGUUACUGGAAGAGUCCAAUAUUCAACCUGUGUCCACUCCGGUGACAGUGUGCGGCGAUAUCCAUGGUCAAUUUUACGAUUUAGAAGAACUAUUUCGCAACGGCGGUCCUGUGCCGGAUACGAAUUACAUAUUCUUGGGAGAUUUUGUUGAUCGGGGUUACUAUAGUUUAGAAACAUUCACUCGUCUACUCACACUCAAAGCUAAGUGGUCCGACAGGAUAACGCUACUUCGCGGAAAUCACGAAUCUAGACAAAUCACACAUGUUUAUGGAUUUUAUGAUGAAUGCCAAAACAAGUAUGGUAAUGCUAAUGCAUGGAAGUACUGUUGUAGGGUAUUUGACUUGCUCACAGUUGCUGCCUUAAUUGAUGAACAGGUUCUUUGUGUACAUGGUGGAUUAUCCCCAGCUAUUAGAACACUAGAUCAAAUUAGAACGAUUGAAAGGAAUCAAGAGAUUCCUCACAAAGGUGCUUUCUGUGAUUUGGUCUGGUCUGAUCCAGAGGAUGUAGAAACAUGGACAGUGAGUCCACGUGGUGCAGGCUGGUUGUUUGGCAGUAAAGUGACUUACAUGUUUAUGGAAGUAAAUGAUCUUAAACUCAUCUGUAGGGCGCACCAACUAGUUCAGGAAGGUUAUAGGUACAUGUUUAAUGACAAACUCGUCACAGUGUGGUCAGCUCCAAAUUAUUGUUAUCGAUGCGGUAACAUAGCUAGUAUCAUGCAGUUUACAACAGUGGAUCAGAGGACACCCGUGCUGUUCCAGGCAGUGCCUGAUUCCGAGAGAGUAAUCCCACCUCUUACACCCACUCCGUACUUUUUGUGAUCUAACUUAGUGGCUCAUCUGUACGGAUGUAGGAGAGAAGUGUCUGUGUCUAGACUCUACGGAAUCACAUGACUCGAUUAACUGGACCCAGGCUGGUACCAUGACGGAACCAUAAAUUCGCAUGAAUAUAUCACCAACCGAUUAUACAUAUUGCUCUAGAAUUUUAAUUCUCUUCAAAAAAAGGAAAAAAAAAGAAAAUUGUUUGAUGCGUUCUAUGUGAUCGAAAUGCGAUACUUAGAGGACUGAAUUGUCAUGUGAUUACUCUUGUUCAGGGAAUGUUCUUUAGAUUUUUUAAGAACUUUAUCAGGUUUUACAUGUUGUAAAGCUAACUUUUAUAUAUAUACAUAGUAUCUGCCAUUGCAUCAGCCUGAUUUUUUGUAGUUCGAGGAAAGAAAAAAAAACGAUAUUUUGAAUCAGAGCAAAUGUAAACAUUCUGUGGUCUAGACGCUUUUGCUGUCUACUGUGUACAUUCUGUAGAGCAUUCAUAUCUCAGAGCAGCAUCCUGGACUUUCAAUAUUUAAAGGGCUAAGAGCUUUUAAAUAAUUUAUGAAUGCAAAUAUCACAAAUAGUCCAGUGCUGUGUGUGAAACGAUUAAAUAAAAAAGGAAAAAAAAAAA
This is a messenger RNA of Linepithema humile (Argentine ant), 1711 nucleotides long. RefSeq names its product Protein phosphatase V (gene PpV). Gene Ontology annotation, molecular function: protein serine/threonine phosphatase activity. The record is from RefSeq and is a predicted model, not a curated record. Gene Ontology annotation, cellular component: cytoplasm. Lineage: Eukaryota; Metazoa; Arthropoda; Insecta; Hymenoptera; Formicidae. Gene Ontology annotation, biological process: G1/S transition of mitotic cell cycle.